Alternaria postmessia is the source of this 990-nucleotide messenger RNA. RefSeq lists its product as uncharacterized. The transcript has a single exon. The record is from RefSeq and is a predicted model, not a curated record. Bases 1 to 990 code for a protein of 329 amino acids. Gene Ontology annotation, molecular function: hydrolase activity. Lineage: Eukaryota; Fungi; Ascomycota; Dothideomycetes; Pleosporales; Pleosporaceae.
AUGGCUUGCCACGGCCGGUACACUACCGAAAAAGUAACUUACCCAUCUCACGGGGAGACAAUCACUGGCAUCCUUUACAUGCCCAAAGGCAUCACAAAUCCUCCUGGCGUUGUUGUCCUCGGUCCAUACUCGUUCGUCAAGGAGCAAGCCCCAUUACAAUAUGGUACGCGGCUCGCCGACGAAGGUUACGCCGCCUUGAUCUUCGACCCACGCACGGUCGGAGAGAGUACUGGAGUGCCGCGGCGUCUCGAGAACCCCCUGAUGAAGAACGAAGAUGUUGUGUCCGGCCUCGACUACCUCGCUAGUAGAGGUGAUGUGGAUGCCAAGAAACUGUUUCUGGUUGGUGUUUGCCAGGGCGGUCCCGAGUGCCUGGAUGUCGCGUCAUACGACGAUCGUGUCAUCGCUGUGGCUUCCGUGACAGGAUACUAUCGCGAUCACGAGACGGAUGUUUACAUGAUCUGUGCUGGCUGCGUCAAUAUCGAGCCAGGCGUUGAUGUAGGAGCUAUGAAGAUGCCCACACCUGAGCAAGGAGAAGCUCUCUAUCAGGCGCGUAUUGAGAGGGCCAGAAAAGCUAAGGAACUGUACGACGAAACGGGAGAGGUCGUUUACCAACCUCUUGUGGACCCCAAAGCUGCAGACCCUAGUGUCGGCUCACUUGCUGGUCUUCCUGGACCGGUUCCAUGGUCGUGGUAUGGUCCUUGGACAUUAAAGGGUUUCGAGAAUCGAUACGCGGUCAUGAGUGAUUUAGAUCACUUUGGCUAUUCAACCGUAUAUGGUGUGGCAAAACUCAAUAAGCCAGCGUUGGUAAUACAUGGUGAUAAUUGCAUGAAUGCGCCGGCAGCAAAGAGGCACUUCGAAUCGAUCCCGACCAAGGCCAAGAAGCUGGUUUGGGAUAAUGGCGCGUCGCAUUUCCAGCACUACGAGCAGCCGGAUGUCGUCGAUCGUAACAUAGGCGAAAUCGCGGCCUGGUUCAAACAAGUGAAAACGUAA